Paramecium pentaurelia is the source of this 779-nucleotide messenger RNA. The record is from the annotation of a GenBank genome assembly. NCBI's taxonomy places the organism in Eukaryota, Ciliophora, Oligohymenophorea, Peniculida, Parameciidae.
AUGUUAUCUCUCAAAGAACUCAUACCUGCUCUUACUAAAGAUUUCACAUAAGGUAUCACUCGAGUUGAUAAGCAUAUCUACAUUUAACCUAAGAAAGAACAUAAAUACACAUUUAUUUGGGUAAAAUAAUAUAUUAAAUAAGAUGCAUGGAUUGGAAGAUGUUCCUGACAGUUUUUUAGCAGGAUUCAAUAAUCAAGAAUUAAACCCUUUUGAUAAUUAGACAACUAAGGUUAUUUUACUAUGUGCACCUGUGAGACCAUUAACCAAAAAUAAAGGAGAAAUGAUGACAUCAUGGUAUGAUAUAAUGAUUCCAAACUGGAAAUAAUUUUGGGGAAUUAAAUCUGAUAAAGAAUUGUGGGGAGUUGAUUAAGCUAUAGAAUCAAGAAAUUUCAUAUGGAAUUUGAUAGAUUAAGAACCUAUUCCAAAGAAAAAUAUUUUUAUUGGAGGUUUUUCUUAAGGAUGUUGUAUGUCAUUAUUGGCAGGAUUAGGAUAUAAGUUAUUUUAAUUAGUUAAUUAUAAUUAGGGAAUCUUUAGGAGGAAUACUUGGAAAUUCUGGAUAUUUGUUCCCAUUCACUGAAAUAAAUAAUAAGACUCCUAUUUAAAUUUUACAUGGUGAAGAGGAUGAAGUUAUUCCAUAUGAAUUUGCUGAAAAAUCUAUUUAGCCUUUAUUUAAAUUAUAAAUUAAAAUUGAAUUAAUUAAAUUAAAAGGGAUUGAACAUGCAAUGAUGAUGGAUAAUUUUCAAUUAAUGAAAAAGUUUAUAACAAAUUGUUUAUCAUGA